GAUUUUAUUAGGCCAGACGUCGCUGACCAAACGGGACUGUGGCUUUUUCAUUCAUUGGAAAGAAUUUGGAUGAAGGAAGGAAAUCCAUUCAAUCUUGACGAAUCUGAGCAUUUAUUUUAAAUUCCAGAAGCACUUCAUUAUAUUCAAUCUUUAAGAUACCCACUGUUCCAUCGAUUUCAAUCAGUUGUUUCCAGAAAGUAGAAAUUUAACCGGUUAUUGUUGUCCUUAGUAGGUCUAGUUAAUCUUCUGCGUCAGCCGUCCGUAGCAGUUUUUCACUGUCCUCAGCUCGGAUCCCGCGUAGACUUCUCCCCGAAAAUGCCCCGCGGAGGAGCAGUGACUGCUGUUCGUCGGCAGCCGACAGAAGCUAGAAUAAGGACAAUUUUGGGCAUGUCACCGCAAGGAAUUCUCCCUGACUUUUCGAACCAAUCAUUGUCGUCAGACAUAACGAAUGUAUCGUCAAAUAUUAAGGAAGAAAUUGAUCAAGAAAUAGUGGACGUUGUUGGGUUUACGCCGGAGUUUGACUCGACAAAAGGAAUGAGACCUCAACUUGGGAGACCACCAGCUAAAAGGAAACUGGAGCUGGACUCUGCCGCUGGUCGAUCAUCAAAUGUUGCUUCUAGUACAGCUUUCAAGACACCUAGUCCUAGACCCUCAGCAAAAACAAAAAAGACAAGAGCGCCCACAAGGUCACCCAUGGAAAAGUCCCGAUACGACACAUCAUUAGGUCUUCUAACAAAGCGAUUUGUUGGUCUACUAAGAGGAGCACCGGAUGGUGUCCUUGACCUGAAUAGAGCAGCAGAAGUUCUUGAAGUCCAGAAGAGGAGAAUAUACGACAUCACAAAUGUAUUAGAAGGCAUUAAACUCAUUACCAAGAAAUCCAAGAAUAACAUCCAAUGGAAAGGUGCUAAUAGUUCUGUAGCUGUUCAUGCUGGUUAUGUCAAUCCACAAUUAUCGGCAGAAACAGUCAAUUUACAUUCAGAAUUGAAUGAUUUAGAGGCUCAAGAGAAGCGAUUAGAUGAGUUACUAAGGAAUGCAUCCACGCAGCUGAAGACCCUUACAGAAGACCCUGAUAAUGCAAGGUAUGCUUAUGUAACUUAUCAUGACAUUCGAGGAAUUGAGAGCUUUGAAGAUCAGACAGUGAUAGCAAUCAAGGCACCACCUGAAACAAGACUAGAAGUUCCUGAUCCUAAAGAAAGCUCUAAUAUUCAGAUAUGGCUGAAGAGUACAAGAGGACAGAUUGAGGUCUACCUGUGUCCUGAUGAUAAUCCAGAUGACAGCAGUUCAUCAGAAUGUGAAGCUGAAUCAAAGAAUUCAUCACCAUGCAGCUCAAAGGGUGACCCUGCAUUGAAAGCCACAGCCUUAGAAGAAGAUGAUCUAUCAGCGUUGAGUAGGAGCCUACUAUUAGAGACUGAAGAUCAGAAUGGUUUGGAUGAUGACUUUGUUGCCCUUUCUCCUCCAGCUGUUGAUGACUAUCUCUUUGCUUUGAAUGAUAAUGAAGGAAUCUCAGACCUCUUUGAUGCCUAUGAUAUAUUCUAAUAGCUAUAUGAAUUAUUAGUUUGCAUGUUUUAAUUGUUUGAGAGUUUAAGAAUUUUAUUUGGGUUCCCAGCCAGCUUCGAUAUCAGGGAAGGUUUGGAAUUCUAGUUUUGGGAAAUAGUUGAUUUUUAAGAAAUACCACUUAUUUCAGGGAAAAUUGAAUUGAUUUGAUAAUGUAAUAUGCUGAAUAUAUUCCAAAAAUGAAUGAUUCUGUAUCAGUGUAUCAUCUCUAUUUUGAAGAAAACUGAAAAAAUUAGAAAUGUUUUAAAAGAUAAAUGGGGGAAAAUAUGGAUAAGUAAUUAGAAUCUGUUGAAAUAUUCAGAGAUGUGACAUUGGUUAUCCUACUACUGCAAAUGAAGUACUUUUUUUUAUAAAGUACAUUCAUCUUUUAAAGAAGUGGAUGCUUAUUCUUGUAUAGAAUUACAAAUUCUCCUUAAAGAAUAUACCUUCCAGUGCUGGGAAUUUGGUUUGUAAAGAAUGAGUAAUAAAUUAUUAUGAAAAAAAUGAUAAAAAAAAGAAAAAAUUAUUGUUAAUCUUGUAAGAAUUUCAAUGUCUUAAUGAAUGAACUAGGCCCAUGCCUUACUAUGUAUAGGAUAUAUUCAUUAUCUUGUUCACCUUGAUAUUAAUGUCAUAUGCUGUUUUUUUCACCAAAAUUGAAUUAAUAACCAAGUGAACCUGAACACUUGACAAUCUUGGUUUCAAGGGAUACUAUCAGAAAUACAUUUACUAUUUUGAAGUUUCUGUGAAAUAACACUAAAAACAAAUUCUGUAUUAUAUUUUCAUGCCAUUCCAUGAUACAUUCUUCUUUCUACAAAUACGUUCUCAUUUCUAUCAUUCCUAUUUAAAGUUUGACGGGGAGGGGGUGUGUGUGAUCCAUUUUUUGUGCUAAAUACAUGCAUGAGUUUUCCCUAAUGAUUUAACAUAGUCAAACUGGACCUCCUAUUACCAUCAUGUUAUCAACAAGAAUACUAACUGGAGAAAUUCUUUGAACAGAUAAAAUCUGGAUAACUUGGUUGGUAGAGCACGAGUCGUGCAAGGGUCCUUGAUUCAGUUCCUGAUGAAAGCGGUUUUAUUUUCUCACCCUCUUUUUCUAAUACGAAAAUAAUAGCAAAAAGCAAGUUAAUAUGUGGUACCUUAUGCCUAAUUCUAGGUAUUCCAUUCACCUAAAGGCUAUGACUAAUGUAUGAACUUAAAAGUUAGUCUAUAACCGUUUCCAGUUGUCAUUCUGGUAAGUCAUUAACAAGCUCUCAAUCAUUUAACAGUUUCUCAUUAAAAGAGUGUGUGUAUCUGGUGUAUUGAAGUAUGAGAUUGAAAAAUGUAGUGACAGAGCAGCAUACCAGAGUGUGGUAUUCUUGAAUCAUUUUGAUUGAUGGAUUAAAGGAAAAUAGAUCGAAAUCACUGGUGCAAAACAAAACUAUCCACCAAGUAUGAAGUCUGUAAUACUAAUAACGUCCAUUUGCUGCAAUGUAAUAUUUCUACAUACGGUAUGCAUUUUCUUAAACAAUGGAAUUUUUGUUUUGAACAAGUAUCAGUGCCUUGUGUGAUAAGAUGUUGAGUAUGCAUCAAGUUGCCUAACUAUACACAAUUCCAUGAAUUACUAGUACUAUUCAUUAAAUAAUUGCCAAUUCAUGUCUUAAAUUGGUGCUUCAUUUUUUUUAAUGAAAUGCUGUCACUGUUUUGAGUGCCUGUGCUAAAAGCAUCAAUAAUUGUACUCAAUGCAAAACAGUAAUGAAGAUUCUUUGCAAUCUUAUUUUUUCAAUUUUAUUACUGUGUAAUGAUUACAUAAUCUUUAUUUCUUCAGCAUUCAAUUUUUCUAUAUAAAUGGUAAAGUUUGUCAUACUUUCAAUCAUCGGCUAUUCAAUAUAUGAUGCAAUUAUGUCUUAGAUUCAAAUUACGUAAUGUUUCCCACCCAUCAUUAUGUUGCCUCUAUAUCCUCUGUGCCUUAAAUAAUUACUGAAUGAGGUAACAUGUACAUGUAAACAAGUUCUAUUAUUGAAUGAAGUAUAUUGAUGUCUGCUCAAAGAUUCACAUUAACUUAGCUAAUGUAUGCUACCUACAUUGUAUUUUUUUACAUGUUAUGUUGUUUACACACUGCCGUCUACUCAUUUGUCUUUAUUUUAAGUCAUCAGGAAAGAAUCAGUACUUUUUUAUAUCAAGCAAACUCAGUAUUUGAUUCACAUGACAUGGUGCAACAUUGUUCACUUGUUCUAUGUAUCAAUUGAAAUUAUUUGAAGACAUUGGUUAACGUUACAAAGGUCUUUAAAAAAUGAAUCCUGAACUUUGAUGUGUGGUUAAUUUAAUGGUUAAUUUAUUAUUGUUCAUAUGGAAUAUAAAAAAAGCUAUCCAGGAAGAAUUAAUGGAGAUACUUUGAAGAUAUCUGUGACUGGAAACUCAUUUAAUUUUGAUGCUUGGGUUCCAAUUGUUACACAGGUUGUAUAUCAUGGAAUUCAAGUUGGAUGCUGUCACUUUAGUUUUCACCUUUUUGAACAAUUAAAUAAUGAUUUCCAGGUGCAACUUAUUUCAAGGCUUCAUUUUUCUAACAUAUCACAGACACAGAUAAGAAAGAAGACCUUACAGCUCAAAUUAAUGUUAGCCAAUGCCUUUAAGAGUGAAUUCUAUGUAAUGCUGGCCCCAUAUUGUGUUGUCGCUGGAUCGAUGCAGGAUGUACAGUUCAUAUAUACAUUUAUUAAUUAAAGAUGAUUACUUGAUGAUAAUGACAAAUACAUGAGUAAGUCUGAUGGUGACUAUACUCUGGAGAUGAAGAUCAUAUAAAUGCUGCAAACUGAUGUAGUAUACUUUUCUGUAGCUCACAAUAUACGCAGGAAGAGAUCUGUUUCUGCUUUUGACUUCAUAUGAAAAGGAGAAGUAUUCUGAAAUUAUCAUGGGGUUCAUGCAGUAAAGUAAACAUGGAAAAAAUGUGAGUCAGAGUAGCAAUUGGGUUGAAUUAUUUAUGAAAUUAACCUAAGCAGCAUUAAAUUGUGAGUUUGAUGAGAAAUAUUAACAAAUACUUGGUAGGUUUUUCCUCCUAAAGCACAGGAGGCAUGAGAGGAUACAAGUCUUAUUCAAACUACAAAUUCAUGAUGUUAAAUGAAAUUCUUCUUAGCAAGUUUACUCUAUGUUAAAACGAACAUUGCUUGUACCCAUCACAUUAUCUCCGUAAAUGUGAUGGAAAUGUUGAUCAAGAAAUGUUUGCCAUUGAUUAUAUAUUGUAAAAGGAAAAUAAUGCAAUAUGAACUGAUAUACAGUUUUUAUAUCUGAUUCAUCAUUGGUAGAGUUUAUUGUUAGAAGUUCUUUCACAACAUUCCAAAUUAUUGACAAUAAUUUUUUUCUGAAGUGAUAGAUUCAUGUCGGAUAAAAGGGGAUUAUUAAAAUGUGAUUCCAACAUGCUUUUUGCAUGAAUGGGAUCAACUUGUUUAUAUUAAGAUUUUCUAGACAGUAGACACUUUUAACCCUAUUUUUUUUGCCUUAAUUUAUUAGCAUGAGAACAUUUUUUUUUUUGGGGGGGGGACAGUACAUACAAAAAUUUCUGACUGGGUAAAAGUGAAAAUUUAUCGCAUUUGACUGAAGAGAAAAUAUGCAAUUGUGUCACUAACUAAAUGACUUUGUUAGGAAUGUAGAGUGACAAGUGAUAUGUGCAGGAAAAACAAUACUUGUUUCAAGAAUUUUCCUCAUAACACAUUGGAAGGAACACAAGGUUUAUAUCACUUAAAGUGAUGAAUUAAAAUUAUGUGGUAUAUGAUUUUUACCACCUGGUUAUGUAUUUUGAUACAUAGAUGUUUUUUGAGGUACGGAGGAGUAUGUGAGUUUCAGGUUUAUAUGAAAGUUGUUACUGUAUAUGUAUAGAGUUUGUAUUGUUAGAUGUCUCUUUUGAAAAAUAAAACCAUAAAAAGGAUUAUGGACGUGAGAAAACAUCUAAACUAACAAUUUA
This is a messenger RNA of Lytechinus pictus (painted urchin), 5461 nucleotides long. Its product is annotated as transcription factor E2F3-like. NCBI's taxonomy places the organism in Eukaryota, Metazoa, Echinodermata, Echinoidea, Temnopleuroida, Toxopneustidae. The transcript is spliced from 8 exons. Bases 316 to 1536 code for a protein of 406 amino acids. Gene Ontology annotation, molecular function: RNA polymerase II cis-regulatory region sequence-specific DNA binding; DNA-binding transcription factor activity, RNA polymerase II-specific; protein dimerization activity. Gene Ontology annotation, biological process: regulation of transcription by RNA polymerase II. The record is from RefSeq and is a predicted model, not a curated record. Gene Ontology annotation, cellular component: RNA polymerase II transcription regulator complex.